UCGCUCCACCGGCGCAUGUUAUCGCCGGCGGCUUCUUCCACUUCGUCAAGGACUCGCAAGACCUCGGUUUCUCCCGCCGCCAGAGUUUCUCUCUCCACCGGCUUCCUCCCCUCCUCCUCCGCCGCCGCCGGCAGCAUCUCCGGCGAGUUCUCCGGCGCCAAACUCCCCCAAGUCCUCUCUCCGGCUUCCAAUCCCAGGUCCAGAGGCAAACGGGGCGUCGUCACCAUGGUUAUUCCUUUCUCCCGGGGAAGUGCAUGGGAGCAGCCUCCAGACUUGGCAUCUUACCUUUACAAGAACCGUAUAGUUUACUUGGGCAUGUCUCUUGUUCCCUCUGUGACAGAGUUGAUACUUGCAGAAUUUCUUUAUCUACAAUAUGAAGAUGCCGAAAAGCCUAUCUACCUGUACAUAAAUUCCACUGGCACGACAAAGGGCGGUGAGAAGCUGGGUUAUGAGACUGAGGCUUUUGCUAUUUAUGAUGUCAUGAGGUAUGUCAAGCCACCGAUUUUUACUCUGUGUGUUGGUAAUGCAUGAGAAGCUGCCUUACUUUUAGCAGCUGGCAAGGGGAACCGUUCUGCUUUGCCAUCUUCGACAAUCAUGAUGAAGCAGCCAAUUGCAAGAUUUCAAGGUCAAGCAACAGAUAUCGAUCUUGCCAGGAAAGAAGUGAAGAAUGUCAAGGCAGAGUUGGUUAAACUCUAUGCGAAGCAUAUUGGGAAAACACCAGAGGAAAUUGAAGCUGACAUCCGACGACCUAAAUAUUUUAGUCCUAGUGAAGCGGUUGAGUAUGGUAUCAUAGACAAGGUGCUAUACAAUGAGAGGAGCAGUGAAGAUCAUGGAGUUGUAUCUGACCUGAAAAAAGCGCAACUUAUAUGAUAAUGAUGCUGGAGAAUGAAAUUGCUAUUUAUACAGGGGAUUCAGGUGACACUGUCAAUAAAGGUUCUGACGUGUAAUUCCCAUCAACAUCAGAAAGCCUAGGUGUCAGCUAUGAAGUGGGAAUGAGACUCUAGCGCUCAAAGUAUUGGAUUUAUUGCUGGAAUGCCAUUAUACAUGUAUUUUCACAUCUGUAAGGUCUAUCUCGUGUAGUUGCAUAGGCAGCAUCAUUGUCUCUUUCUUAAUUUGAUUUGUCAACAGUUGAAACAAUAAGUAGGAAGAGCUUGUUAAUGUACUAUUUGAAUAAUGAUGUGGUUUUU
Messenger RNA from Eucalyptus grandis, 1187 nucleotides. Its product is annotated as ATP-dependent Clp protease proteolytic subunit-related protein 4, chloroplastic. Gene Ontology annotation, cellular component: endopeptidase Clp complex. Gene Ontology annotation, molecular function: serine-type endopeptidase activity; ATPase binding; ATP-dependent peptidase activity. NCBI's taxonomy places the organism in Eukaryota, Viridiplantae, Streptophyta, Magnoliopsida, Myrtales, Myrtaceae. Gene Ontology annotation, biological process: protein quality control for misfolded or incompletely synthesized proteins. The record is from RefSeq and is a predicted model, not a curated record.